Molecule: messenger RNA, 2154 nt
Organism: Columba livia (rock pigeon)
Lineage: Eukaryota; Metazoa; Chordata; Aves; Columbiformes; Columbidae
Gene: MOSPD1
Product: motile sperm domain containing 1
Exons: 6
Coding region: 270-920 (216 amino acids)
Cellular component (GO): cytoplasm
Source: RefSeq, a predicted model, not a curated record
GGGGGGCGGGGCCCCGUGACGUGCGGCUAUGGCGGGAGGGAGGGAAGGAGCGAGUCCGCCGCGAUCCCGGCAGCCAUAGCGACGACGCUACCUGCAGUGACGGGAGCAGGCGGGGGGGGCGGACAAAGGGGGCGCCGCGCGAGCCCGCACCCAGCGGCCCCGAGCGAAUUGCCAAAAUGCUUUGGAAUUCUUAAACGAUUCAAAAACUGAAGUCUCUGAGGAUACAAAAUCAUAAGAACACAAGAAGCAGCAAGGAGGAUUCAGUGCCAAUGCAGCAACAAAAAAGACAGCCAGAGUUAGUGGAAGGAAAUCUUCCUGUUUUUGUUUUUCCUACAGAACUUAUAUUUUAUGCAGAUGACCAGUCAACACACAAGCAGGUGUUGACUCUAUAUAACCCCUAUGAGUUUGCCUUAAAAUUCAAAGUUCUUUGUACAACUCCAAAUAAAUAUGCGGUGGUUGAUCCUACUGGUGCAGUGAAGCCUCAGUGCUGUGUUGAUAUCGUGAUUCGUCACAGAGAUGUUCGCGCAUCUUACUUUGGUGUGAUAGAUAAAUUCCGUCUACAAGUGUCUGAGCAGAGCCAGAGGAAAGCACUAGGGAAAAAGGAGAUUAUUGCCACUCUACUUCCAUCUGCAAAGGAACAACAACAACAAAAGGAAGAGGAGGAGAAACGAAUAAAAGAACACCUGGCGGAAAGUGUCUUUUUUGAGCAGACUUUGUGUCAACCAGAAAACAGAACUGCCUCGUCGGGACCUAGUUUACUAACAGUCUUCCUAGGAAUAGUGUGUAUUGCAGCACUAAUGCUACCUACAUUGGGGGAAAUGGAUUCCCUGGUGCCUCUCUACCUCCAUUUAAGUGUGAAUCAGAAGUUAGUAGCUGCUUAUGUUUUAGGUCUCAUCACCAUGGUUAUUUUGAGAACAUGAGCAGUGAGUUAAUAAGAUGUCAAACACCUUACUGUAUAUUCACAUCAUGAAUGUGGACUGCCUUCUACUCCCAUUUGGCUCAUCAAGAUGCUAGCGAAACUGUUCAGUGAUUUAAGAUACCUUCAGAAGUGUAAUAUAUUUUAACUAUGUAUAAUAAAUGAAAGACUCAAAGCACUUUUGGGUGCUUCUGUAACAGACAGCUAUGAAAUGUUCAGUGAUACCUGUGAAAAUAAUUUGAAAAACUUUUAUAUCUACGCCUACUGUAAAAAUUCCUUAUUAAAGCAACAUUUGUUAUCUUUAGUCUAUGUUCACAACAGCGUGUGAUCACUAUAAAAGCAAACUGUCUUAUGUAAAACGUUCAUUCGGUUUGUGGUUGUACAUGCUGAGGCUGGUGCAUGACACCUCUAUACAUACCAGAAGGAUGAGAGGCAUUAUUAAUCAUUGAAGAAAAUGAAAAAUCCCAUCAGUGAAACUACAAAAUAAACCCUGCAUUUUAGGUGAAGAUGUAAUUCUCAAAUUCCUCAUUACCAAUGUAUCCCUGAGUGCUCAUUUUCUUACCUGGGGAAAGAAUUUCCCCACCAGCCGUUUUGUAUCGCAACUGUCGACAAUAAAAGCAAGUUCUCAAAUCAAAUCCUUUCACUUCUGAGGGCUGCACGUGAUAACGUGAACGUCAUUAACGGCAGCUGAACGCACACUGCACGCCAAUACAAAAUUCCGUGCUUUUUCUAUUUUAGAAACCAAACUAAGUAUAGCAACAAAGGUGUUUGUCUACACCACCCCACCCCCCCACAGCUGAGAGGGGAUUUCUUUUGUAUCAGAAACUGCUGCUCCAAUUCCAGUUUUAUAUUCUGGGUAAUUUACCCUGUCUCAUGUAAUGAGUAUCUCCCUUCAUUUGGCAUUUAAUUGUUGAGGUGUUAAGUUUAAAAAUAUUUCUUCUGAAGGGCCACUGUUCCUGCAUUUGACUCAUACACACAAACCUUUGUUUAUAAGAAGUCUGUGUGGUAUAUGUAUUAAAAAAUUAAUAAUUUUGGAAAUUAAAUGUACUCUUCCCCCUGCAUGUUAUGGGUCACUCUUGUGCUUAUGCAUGGAAGUACACAGAAACCAUGCAGAUAACAGGGUUCCUUAAAAAACCAAAAGAGAAAUGUUGAAGUUGUUAAUCACUGUACAUUUUUUCUUAUCUAUAAUACAAUAAGUCUUUAAAGGGAAAUAAAAUGUUACUUUAGCUUGAUUCUCA